Molecule: messenger RNA, 6579 nt
Organism: Rhinopithecus roxellana (golden snub-nosed monkey)
Lineage: Eukaryota; Metazoa; Chordata; Mammalia; Primates; Cercopithecidae
Gene: APPBP2
Product: amyloid beta precursor protein binding protein 2
Exons: 13
Coding region: 309-2066 (585 amino acids)
Biological process (GO): intracellular protein transport
Molecular function (GO): protein binding
Source: RefSeq, a predicted model, not a curated record
ACACGCAGCCCCGCCCCUGCAGAGAUCGGCGCUGGGACGGAACCCGGGUUCCUCUCAAACCCGGAAUGUGAGGCUUUGGCCUGGGUGGCCCCUGUUUUGUGCCCCACUUUUUACUCGGGCCUGCGUCCGCUGCCGCCGUCCCUCACUUUGCCCUCGGAGAAGGCAGGGCGGCCGUGCCUCCUGCCGUGCGCCCGCGUGGGUGCCACCGCCCCUCCGAAUCCUCCGGGGCCGCAGAGGGGUUCGCUACGGAGGGAGGUGCGGGCCUUCGGGAGGAGGAGGCGGAGGAGGCGGAGGAGGAGGGAAGGAAGAUGGCGGCCGUGGAACUAGAGUGGAUCCCGGAGACUCUCUAUAACACCGCCAUCUCCGCUGUCGUGGACAACUACAUCCGCUCCCGCCGAGACAUCCGCUCCUUGCCCGAGAACAUCCAGUUUGAUGUUUACUACAAGCUUUACCAACAGGGACGAUUAUGUCAACUGGGCAGUGAAUUUUGUGAAUUGGAAGUUUUUGCUAAAGUACUGAGAGCUUUGGAUAAAAGACAUUUGCUUCAUCAUUGUUUUCAGGCUUUGAUGGAUCAUGGUGUUAAAGUUGCUUCAGUCUUGGCCUACUCAUUCAGUAGGCGGUGCUCUUAUAUAGCAGAAUCAGAUGCUGCAGUAAAGGAAAAAGCCAUUCAGGUUGGCUUUGUUUUAGGUGGCUUUCUUUCAGAUGCAGGCUGGUACAGUGAUGCUGAGAAAGUUUUUCUGUCCUGCCUUCAGUUGUGUACUCUACAUGAUGAGAUGCUUCAUUGGUUUCGUGCAGUAGAAUGUUGUGUGAGGUUGCUUCAUGUGCGAAAUGGAAACUGCAAAUAUCAUUUGGGUGAAGAAACAUUUAAAUUAGCUCAGACAUAUAUGGAUAAACUAUCAAAACAUGGCCAGCAAGCAAAUAAAGCUGCACUCUAUGGAGAACUGUGUGCACUCCUAUUUGCAAAAAGUCACUAUGAUGAGGCAUACAAAUGGUGCAUUGAGGCAAUGAAAGAAAUUACAGCAGGCUUACCAGUGAAAGUUGUGGUGGAUGUUUUAAGACAAGCUUCUAAGGCUUGUGUAGUAAAACGUGAAUUUAAGAAGGCGGAACAGUUAAUUAAACAUGCAGUGUAUUUGGCACGGGAUCAUUUUGGAUCAAAACACCCAAAAUAUUCUGAUACACUGCUAGAUUAUGGGUUCUACUUACUCAAUGUAGAUAAUAUCUGUCAGUCUGUUGCAAUUUAUCAGGCAGCACUUGACAUUAGACAGUCAGUGUUUGGUGGCAAAAAUAUCCACGUAGCAACAGCUCAUGAAGAUUUGGCUUACUCUUCUUAUGUCCACCAGUAUAGCUCUGGGAAAUUUGACAAUGCACUAUUUCAUGCAGAAAGAGCUAUUGGUAUCAUUACCCACAUCCUACCUGAAGAUCAUCUUCUUUUGGCUUCUUCAAAGAGGGUGAAAGCACUUAUUUUAGAGGAGAUUGCAAUUGACUGUCAUAAUAAGGAAACUGAACAGAGGCUGCUUCAAGAAGCUCAUGAUUUGCACCUGUCUUCACUCCAACUAGCUAAAAAAGCUUUUGGGGAAUUUAAUGUACAGACUGCAAAACACUAUGGAAACCUUGGAAGACUUUAUCAGUCAAUGAGAAAAUUUAAGGAAGCCGAAGAAAUGCACAUCAAAGCAAUUCAGAUUAAAGAACAACUUCUUGGUCAAGAAGAUUAUGAAGUAGCCCUUUCAGUGGGACAUCUGGCUUCUUUAUAUAAUUAUGACAUGAAUCAGUAUGAAAAUGCUGAGAAACUUUAUUUGCGAUCUAUAGCAAUUGGGAAGAAACUUUUUGGUGAAGGCUACAGUGGACUAGAAUAUGAUUAUCGAGGUCUCAUUAAACUUUACAACUCCAUUGGAAAUUAUGAGAAAGUGUUUGAAUAUCACAAUGUUCUGUCUAACUGGAACCGGUUGCGAGAUCGGCAGUAUUCAGUGACAGAUGCUCUUGAAGAUGUCAACACCAGCCCCCAGUCCACUGAAGAAGUGGUGCAGUCCUUCCUGAUUUCUCAGAAUGUUGAGGGACCGAGCUGCUGAGAGAGGACCUCAGUUAACCAAUUACCUUUUCCCGGAUUCCAGGGAAUUCAUACUGUGAAAUCAAAACCAUGUUGUUUUGGGGGGCUGGAAUUUGCAUUGAAACACUGGUCCAGUCCAUUGAAGACCCUAUUUUGGGUGAUCCCUAUCUUGCAGAGUGUCUGUAGGAAUAAGCAUAUAUUCAGUUAUAUUCAGCAUGUACCGCAUGUGUAAGUAGUCUGGCCCACAUUUUCAACCUCGUAGAACAAACAACAGGAAAUAUUUUUUUUUUGUUUUUAAAAAAUUCAUUUUGCAGAAAGCCUGAAAGAAUAAAACACACCCCUAAAUAAAACUAUUUAAGAGUUUAAAAGAGUUGCAUUCUUAUUAUGUAAGGAUGAUUUUAACAACUUUUUAAUAUGUAAUUCUUCCAUGUGGAGGUAUUCAAUACUGUAGGGUAAAGGAAUUUUAUGGGAAAAUCUUUAUAUGCAGUAUAGAAAAGUUAAUACAAGUACUAAUAAAAGAGGGACAUCCUGACUUAUAUUUGGCUACCUUGCCCAGAUAAGUGGAUACAACCACUCUGUAUUACAAGGAAAGGACUGUCAGAUUCAUCUGAACUGGACCAGUGUUGAUCUGUAAGUAACAGAAAAUCUGAUAGACCAGCACUUCUGACUUUUUUUUUUUUUUUUUUUUUUUUUUUUUUUUUUUUUUUUUUUUUUUUUUUUUUUUGGUACAACAGUGUAAGAUGCUCUGAUAGCAUUUGCUAACAGGACCAGGAGGAUCUAAAAAGGACCAGCCUUAUGUAGAAGGUGGUUAAUUGGACCAGAGGCUUUAGAUGAUUAUUUUAGAUCCUAUGUAUACUUUUAUCAGUAGAAUGAUUUCAUUUAGAUGUAUAAUGAAAAAGGAUAAUGCAAAAAUUAUGUAAUAGAUACCAAAUUAGGGAAGUUUGGCAAUUUCAAUGGCAUAUUUUUAGUCAAGGUACACAGAUGGCAGUGCCAUAAGCAAGUCUAUAAAUAUUGGCUGCAGCCAUCCCCCUCAUUUUAAAUGUUGCCCUAGUAAUCAAUGCAGUUAACAAGUAUAGUGACUGUGAGUCAUGAAAAAGUUCAUGUUCAGAUGGAAAUGUUAGGUUACUGUAUGGUUUAUAGAGAUUAAUGAAAAUGAAUGCCCAAAAAUAAGUCUUAGAAAACCCUCCAUUUUUAUGGUAAAUAGUAAUACAACUAGGUCGUUUCAUUUGAAAUCUAGGAGUCAAAUGGAAAGAUCCCCUAAUAAUACAACUAUUUCACUAACUUGUCUUUCUGUUUAUUGGGUUUUGAUUUGAUUUUUUUGUAAGCCAGUCAGGUUAUUUAAUUAUGAGGUAAUAAUCAAAUUUAAGAAUUUGUGACAUGUAGCAAUUCAAGAAACAAAAAGGUAUUUUGCUGUUACCUCAAUUCUUACUGUAGUAGCCCAUCUGAUGCUUCUAUAGUUAAGAAUCUGGGCUCCCCCCCUAUUUUCAGGGGUUCAUGACUUGGCUGUUAAAGAUGUUGCUCUUAGCUAAUGCUUGGAGUAGUCUGUGGGUGAAUGGAUGUGUGUGGAAUUUUAGUUUUCUUUUAACAUACAUGUUGGGUGAGAGGGGAAAAAAAUCUAAGCUGUCUGCCACAUUGAGUACAGAAAAAUUGUAGAUUUCAAAUUUUAUUAAUAUUUUAAGCACUUUUUUCAACUUCCCAACCUUGUUUGAAGCUGUUAUUUGCAGUCCUAUUAGUUUUGAGCCAGUGCAUUUAAGUUCUCUAGGAGGGGGUUGGUUGGGGGAUGUACUGAAAGAGAUGAAGCAUGCCCACACCCUAAGAUGAUAACUGUGUGAUUUAGAAACCUGAGUUUAUUCCUCAAAUUGAAUUAUUUUCUUUUUAAAUUUUGGAAAGAGUAAGUUGAUGUACUUGCAGUUUAUGAAGCUGCCCCCCCCCCCACCCCUCAGUUAAUUGCAGUCUAAUGUCAAGAGGCACUUCUUUAUUAAUUACCAAAUAGUCUUUGUGACCAAGGACUAACAUUUUUAAGUUACUCAGCUCUAUCCUCAUGGGCCUAUAUAUUUAAUACCUCCAAAGAUAUUUUCAGGAUAGGCUUUGUAUACUUUUAUUGGUUAUUUAGAAUCCAGUGGUAUGUUUGUGGUAUAGGAAUGUCAUGGUAAAUUGUUUUUCAAUAAAUAUUUUGAAACGUGUUUCCAUAUGAAGUUUUUUUUUUUUUCAAUCUGUAUUUUUUGGUUUUGUGCACAUACAGCAUUUCCUAGGAUAAAAAUAAACAAAUGACCUACAGCCUCAUCCUCCCUAACUCAGUUUGAACUCAACUUAGCUCACACUCAGUGAUAAAACAACAUGGUGUGUAGAAGCCUAGGAUCACAGGGUGAUAAUGUCAGUUGGCAGCCAGUUAUGUUUUUUGAAACAUCAUUAUUGGCAAUUUCUCCUUAUCGCCACUGCUUUAAUGUAGUUUUUUUUGUAAAUCCAUAUACUUUUGUGCAUACACUAGCUAAGAAAACAGAUUGCCAUUUUUAGUUAGGGAUAUGACUUAAUAUGCUAUUAUUUCUGGUUCUAAUGAAGAAUAAUACCCUAUGACUUUAAGUGUAAGAUUCAUCCUUUAAGUAGGGAUGUUUAGAUAAGUUAGAUCUGUGCCACUGUGAUUUAUUGGGUUUUUUAAAAAUCUGAAAAUAAUAAAAUUUAUCUCACAAUAAGUUAACUUGCACAAACUUUUUACAUAUGGUGAGGUAUGUAAGGAAGCCCUGGCCAACUUAAAGAUUUUUCUGGAGGUUCAGCAAAGUCAUGUUAAAUUAGGGGCCUUUGGUCUCAUCCUUCUCUGACUCUUCUCUUCUACCCAGUCUUUUCCUAAAGUUCGGUGCUACUCCAGUUGGGUGCAUCAGGGAGCUCCGUCAGCACUCGCAUGUGUCGCUCAGGUGGCCAUUCAUGCCUGCAUUCCAUUUAAUAGAGCCAAUUGGAAUUUUUAGAGCAUAGUCUUUAUGGGUCCUCAAAGCUGACUUUGCCAAAGGGAUUGAGACCCUUAUUACCAUCAGCUCUCUGUCUCUGCCUGGUUAAAAGGUGACUCACUAUUGCUUUGUAGUAACCCCUGCCCAGGUAUUUUUUCAUUUGUGAAAAUAAAGGAUUUGGGAAAGACCUUUGUUACUAGCCUGUUGGGAAGAGUUUAUAAUUUUAUGAAAAUUAAGUACAGAGGCUGCAAUCUUAGAAAUAAUGAAGGUGCCGUUUGGCUGCUCCUUAAUAGUACAGACAGAAAACUCAGUAAACACAUGCCGAAACAUGAUUGAAGCCUUUGGCUGAAACUUUAUACGUAGAAAUAAUGAUUUGCUCAUAACAGAUAUCGUUAACUGCCACUUUUAAUGUUUUCCCUAGAAUUUGUAGCCUUGCUGCUCCUUUUUUUUUUUUUUUUUUUUUUUUUUUUUUUCUGGGUGGCAAAGUUACUACUGGAAAAACACUAAUUUAUAAGUACAAUUCUUUACCUUUGCUUUAAAAGUGAAUGUGUAUUUCACCUCUUGGCUGUGGAGGACCUUAGUUGCCAGGAAAUUCUUUUUUUUUUUUUUUUUUUUUUUUUGAGACAGAGCUUCGCUGUUAUUGCCCAGGCUGGGAGGGCAAUGGCACUGUCUUGGCUCACUGCAACCUCCGCCUUCCAGGUUCAGGCAAUUCUCCUGCCUCAGCCUCCCGAGUAGCUGGGAUUAUAGGCUCCUGCCACCACGCCUGGCUAGGAAAUUUUUUGUUGUUAAUAUGACAUUUGGAUUAAUCUCCAGCUUCAACACUACUUCUUUUGUCCAUAAAUCUCAGGAAUGUUUUAGGCAGAAAACUGGUUUUACCCUGUUGAUAAUCAGAAGGAGUGUGCUUUAGGACUUAUUGCAUAAUACUGUUCUUUAAUUGCAAUCCUAGGUAUCUAUAGCAUGAGUGGCCUUAGUGAGUUUGUUGAAGUGCACAUGUUUUUCAAGAGUAAAAUUUAAGAUUAAAAAUAUAUGCUAUAUAUAGAUAUCUAGAAAACUUGGUUUGUGGUGCACAGUUAAGUGUUGGAUCACUAAAUAACCAUUGCAGGUACUGUUUGUGUAACAUUACUCAUUUCUGUAUAUUCCUUUUAUGGGAAGAUAUUUUGCCAUGGUAACUAGAACUUCAGUUUAGUUCUACUUUUAUGAUGUGAAUGGAUGCUACAUUUUAUUAAAUAUUACCAGGUCAGUACUAUUUUUAUACUUUAUUAAGCAUCAGGGGAUUUUAGUUUAAUAGGCUCAAAAUUAAAAGUUCUUAAUGUGACAGUUAAAAGCAAAACACUAACAAUCUUUACGUGAAAAUCCCCACUAAUAGUGCCACAAUAAUUUCUAUAGAAAUAUCUAAGGUCAUUAAAUAGAUUUUUGAAGACAGUUCUUCAUUGUGUCAGGAUGACCUUUCAUACCAUUCUCACCAACUUGUAGUGCCCACUGUUAUUUGUAACUAUUAAACCAUACUAAGUAUGUUUGUAACCAGCAUUGUGAUAUUAUUCUGUACUUGUAUUGCUAAAAAUGAAUUAUUGACCUAAUAAAUAUAGUGUUCCUGCA